This is a messenger RNA of Hyphopichia burtonii NRRL Y-1933, 1380 nucleotides long. RefSeq lists its product as uncharacterized. Lineage: Eukaryota; Fungi; Ascomycota; Pichiomycetes; Serinales; Debaryomycetaceae. The transcript has a single exon. Gene Ontology annotation, molecular function: protein heterodimerization activity. The coding region runs from base 1 to 1101 and encodes 366 amino acids. The record is from RefSeq and is a predicted model, not a curated record.
AUGGAAGAAUCAUUUCAUUUCUCGAUAUUAAGAAUAUCGAUAUGUCAGAUGUUGAAGAGUAGUGGGUUUGAUAAAUGCCAACCCUCAAUAGUGAAUAUAUUAACUGAUAUUUAUAUCAGAUAUUUAACGACGUUACUUAAAAAAAGUAUAAAAUAUUCAAUAAUUCGUCAACAAUCAAAUCAAAUACAGAUCCAGGAUAUACUACAAUCGAUGAUUGAUAUUGAAUUUAUCAAGCCAUCGAGCUUUGAGAGUGCAUUAGAUAUUCAAGAUGAUUAUCCCAAAUUUGAAACAUCUAGGAAAAUUCAGCAUCAAAAUUAUAAUACUAAAUCGAUAGAAUCAUUCGUUGAUUGGUUAAAAUAUAGUGAUAAUUUUAGAAUAAGUAAGAAAUUAGUGGAAGUACCUGAAAACUUAUUAAUAAAUUUAAUUGAAAAAAGAAAGAUUGAUGAAUCUAAUGAAACUGAUCAAGAAAGAAAAAAAAGGAAAUUAAAGGAAAGACAAGAGUUUUAUAAUCAAUUUAAAGUUGGUGAUAUAAGUGGGAAAAGACCAGUUGGAUUAAUUGAACAACAUGAACCAUCAUUAAUACAAGAAGAUGAAACUAUUGAAUUAACAAAAGAAGAUAAAUUAUCAUGGUUAAUUUACUUAACAGAAAAAGAUUUAAAAUUUGGUCAUAAUUUAAAAUAUCUAAAUACAAAUUUAUCAAAUUAUUUAUUAGAAAUACAAAAAAAUGGGAAAUAUCAUCCAAAUUCAAAAGAUUUAACUACAAAUUAUCAAUUUUAUUUAAAGAAUUUAAAAAAUUUAAAUAAAUUUGACUAUGUUAUUGAUAAUUUAAAAGAAUAUUAUGAUGAAAUUGAAGACGAAAUUAAUGAGGAAGAUAAAUUAUUACCUUCUAAAGAAUUAGAAAUGAAUUUGCCUUAUAAUAUAAAGUAUAAUUCCGAAUUGUUAAAUGAUAAUUUAGAUCAAUAUAUAGAGUAUACAUCUAAAGAACAAGAGACCCAACAUGAAGAUGAACAAUCAGAAGAACAAGUGAACAAUCACGUCAAGGAUGGUAUCAUAAUAAAUGACGACGGAAUUGGCGGUGACAAUAACUUGAUGUUCAUGUAAUCGGAUUUCUUACAUUUCCGGGUCUAAUCUAGAUUCUUCCCGACGCCUCAUUACUUUAAAUAUCAACUAUUAUGUGGAGAAUACCCAAAAACAAUACUUAAGGGUCCUUUCAAUAAAAGCAACUCUUGCUGCUUCCCAAUGAAGGAGUAAUGUACCUUUAACUCAGUUUCUUGCCAGGGGAACGCGUCUUUGUAAAAGAAUUUAGGGUUAAAUAGCCUUGACAACAAGCGAACGCGUCUACAUAGUUAGUGUCAUACGUAUAGUAUCGUAAUACAUUAU